Molecule: messenger RNA, 264 nt
Organism: Trichomonas vaginalis G3
Lineage: Eukaryota; Parabasalia; Trichomonadida; Trichomonadidae
Exons: 1
Coding region: 1-264 (87 amino acids)
Source: RefSeq, a predicted model, not a curated record
AUGAGUGACAACAAAGCAGUCAAGAGUCCAGACGAUGAAUAUAAAAAGAAACUAAACAGAAUUAAAUCAAAAAUAUGCUAUUACAAAAAGAAGCCGCAAUGCGGUGGGGUUGAAAACGAUAAAGAAAUAAUUGAAAAAUUAGAAACUUACCGUUCAAUCCUUAAACUGGGUGAAGCAAAAAUAAAAGAAUUUAAUAGAAUAAAUAAAUUGAUUGGAAGAGAUGAAUUUAAUAAAGAUGAAUUUUUAAACUCAAUCCAAAUUUAA